Panicum hallii is the source of this 521-nucleotide messenger RNA. RefSeq names its product separase-like. NCBI's taxonomy places the organism in Eukaryota, Viridiplantae, Streptophyta, Magnoliopsida, Poales, Poaceae. Gene Ontology annotation, cellular component: nucleus; cytoplasm; mitotic spindle. The transcript has 4 exons. Gene Ontology annotation, biological process: meiotic chromosome separation; proteolysis. The record is from RefSeq and is a predicted model, not a curated record. Gene Ontology annotation, molecular function: cysteine-type endopeptidase activity. Bases 87 to 521 code for a protein of 144 amino acids.
CCUAUGAGCCUCAUUUGGUUGGACUAAUCACGGAUGGAAGUACUGGUGAUUUUUUUCCUUUAGAGCAUGCAGAAAUAUUAUGCAGUAUGAGCUUCUUUUUGCUAAAAGGCUCCCUUUCUGAACAGUCAAGGGAUGUCUGUUGCUGCCUCUCUAGUGUACAAAUGUCUGAUGUGGUUACCUGGUUGCUCAAAGCUUUUGUUCUAUCCAGGGAGAGUCCCUCACUUUGUCAGGAGAUUUGCAAGUUACUUGCAUGCACAUUUUUGCUAUCGACGACAGGUUCCUCCAUCCACUUGCCUUUGUAUUCUCAAGAAUCUCUUUCCUUGAGUCAUUGGGCUGCAUACUUCCAUCAAAUGUCUGUGGGAACUUAUCACAAUUAUCAUUACCUUGCUACUUUUCAAGCGUUGCCCAGGAAAAAGUUUUUGAAGGGCACCCUUGAAGAUUCCAGAAGUGAGACGCAUGAAUGUGUCUCAGAAUUUCUCAGGUUUAAAAUUUUAAGGAAUAAGCCCACUUUUAGCCCCUAA